Messenger RNA from Sinocyclocheilus grahami, 1224 nucleotides. RefSeq names its product glutaredoxin 3. The transcript has 11 exons. The record is from RefSeq and is a predicted model, not a curated record. Gene Ontology annotation, biological process: intracellular iron ion homeostasis. Gene Ontology annotation, cellular component: nucleus; cytosol. NCBI's taxonomy places the organism in Eukaryota, Metazoa, Chordata, Actinopteri, Cypriniformes, Cyprinidae. The coding region runs from base 39 to 1031 and encodes 330 amino acids.
UACAGUGUCCUGAUGGAGUGUUCGAUGAUCGCUUGGUAAUGUCUGGCAGCAUGGCGAACCUCACGGAUGCGACAUCACUGCAGCAGUUUGAGGAAUUAUUAAAAAAUAACAGCAAGUCCCUCACCGUUGUCCAUUUCCAUGCGCCAUGGGCUCCGCAGUGUUCACAGAUGAACGAAGUGAUGGCAGAAUUAGCCAAAGAGCACAAACACACCAUGUUUGUGAAGCUGGAGGCAGAGGCAGUCCCGGAGGUUUCUGAGAAGUAUGAGAUCACUUCAGUUCCCACCUUCCUCUUCUUCAAGGGCGGUGAGAAGAUUGACAGGUUGGAUGGUGCGCAUGCCCCUGAGCUGACCAAUAAGGUGCAGCGGCUGGGGUCCGGUGGGGGCGGGGCUGCCAGGGCGGGGGACGUCCCUAAAGAGGAUCUCAACGAGAGACUGAAGAGGCUGAUCAACGCCGCACCCUGCAUGCUCUUCAUGAAGGGAUCGCCCCAGGAGCCUCGCUGUGGUUUUAGUCGUCAGACUGUUCAGAUUUUGAAGGACCACAAUGUACAGUACAGCAGUUUUGACAUUCUCUCGGAUGAAGAGGUCAGACAGGGAAUCAAGACCUACUCCAACUGGCCCACUUAUCCGCAAGUCUACGUCAACGGAGAACUCAUCGGAGGACUGGACAUCGUAAAGGAGCUGGUUGAAUCGGGAGAACUUGAGAAUACUUUCCCCAAAAGCGUCUCACUGGAAAACAGGCUGAAAUCUCUAAUCAGUAAAUCACCCGUCAUGCUCUUCAUGAAAGGCAAUAAAGAGGCUGCCAAAUGUGGAUUCAGCCGUCAGAUACUUGAAAUAAUGAACAGCACGGGAGUUGAGUACGGAACGUUUGACAUAUUGGGAGAUGAAGAGGUUAGACAAGGACUCAAGACGUACUCCAACUGGCCGACGUACCCACAGCUGUAUGUUAAAGGGGAACUAAUCGGAGGCCUGGACAUAGUCAAGGAGCUGAAAGAGAACGGCGAGCUGGCAUCUGUGUUGAAAGGAGAAAACUAAACUACUCCAGCACUGAAGAACAUGUGGAUCACAUUGCCGGGUUGCCUGUAUCCUGCACACUUAACCUCAGGAAUGGAGUACUCGGAUUAGACUUAUCCCAUCCAAUUUAGCGUUUUUUUUAGAAAAUGACUACAUUUCAAAAACAUUGUCGAUCCUCUGCUGUAAAUCCAAUAAAGCCAAUUCUGUGAUCUGU